Molecule: messenger RNA, 315 nt
Organism: Histoplasma mississippiense
Lineage: Eukaryota; Fungi; Ascomycota; Eurotiomycetes; Onygenales; Ajellomycetaceae
Exons: 4
Coding region: 1-315 (104 amino acids)
Source: RefSeq, a predicted model, not a curated record
AUGCUGGCUCGCGAAUACCAGAAGGAAGCGCAGGCCUCGUUGAACACAAAGUCUGUCACCACAUUCAAUGGCACCAACUAUCAGAUGUGGAAGAUGGCGUUCUUGUCGGAUGCAGAAGUGAUCGGUGGUGCAGAUAUUCUUAAUAAGAACCAACAGAAACCACCUGAAGGUUCUGUCCGUUUGACCAUGGGAUCCAUUCAACCCGACAACGCGGCAGCCCUAUGGAACAAGGACGGGUCAGGGUCCGAUUGUCAACUUAGAUAUCAACAAUCUCACAAAACAAAUUGCUCAUUGAAUGAAGCAUAUGAAGGCUAA